AUGACCGUCAAGCUGGAUUUUGAGGAGUGUCUAAAGGAUUCACCCAGGUUCCGAGCCUCUAUCGAACUGGUGGAAGCCGAAGUGUCAGAAUUGGAGACCCGUCUUGAAAAGCUCCUCAAGCUGGGCACAUCCCUUUUGGAAAGUGGGCGCCAUUACCUUGCUGCUGGCCGCGCCUUCAUUGCCGGCAUCUGUGACCUGGGCCACCUGGGGCCACCGGAACCUAUGAUGGCAGAGUGUCUGGAAAAAUUCACCGAAAGCCUGGGCCACAAACUGGACAGCCAUGCAGAGCUCCUAGAUGCUACCCAGCACACGCUGCAGCAGCAGAUCCAGACCUUGGUCAAGGAGGGUCUCCGGGCUUUCAGAGAGGCUCGCAGGGAUUUCUGGCGGGGGGCUGAGGGCCUGGAGGCUGCGCUCACCCACAAUGCAGAGGUGCCCAGGCGCCGGGCCCAGGAAGCUGAAGAGGCAGGAGCUGCUCUGAGGACUGCUCGGGCUGGAUACCGGGGCCGGGCACUGGAUUACACUCUGCAGAUUAAUGUGAUUGAGGAGAAGAGGAAGUUUGACAUAAUGGAGUUUGUGCUGCGCUUGGUAGAGGCCCAAUCUGCCCAUUUCCAGCAGGGCCAUGAGGAGCUGAGCCGGCUGGGCCAGUACCGCAAAGAGCUAGGUGCCCAGUUACACCAGCUAGUCUUGAAUUCGGCACGAGAGAAGAGGGAUAUGGAGCAGAGGCAUGUGCUGCUGAAGCAGAAGGAACUGGGUGGAGAAGAGCCAGAGCUGACCCUAAAAGAGGGACCUUGUGGCGUGGUCAUGGAGGGGCAUCUCUUCAAGCGGGCUAGCAAUGCUUUCAAGACUUGGAGCAGGCGCUGGUUCACCAUUCAGAGCAACCAGCUAGUGUAUCAGAAGAAGUACAAGGACCCUGUGACCGUGGUUGUCGAUGACCUCCGGCUCUGCACAGUGAAACUCUGUCCUGACUCAGAAAGACGGUUCUGCUUUGAAGUGGUGUCUCCCAGCAAGUCCUGCCUCCUCCAGGCAGACUCAGAGCGCCUGUUGCAGUUGUGGGUCAACGCCGUGCAGAGCAGCAUCGCCACAGCCUUCAGCCAGGCCCUUCCUGAUGACAGUCCCUGGGCUCCCGGCCAGGCCUCAGGACACCUGGCCACAGGCUCUGCUGCCACACUGGGUGGUGGUGGGGUGGGCAGGAGCAGGGAGUCUGGGGGAGUCGGGUAUGUGGCAGCCCAGGUGCAAAGUGUGGAUGGCAAUGCCCAGUGCUGUGACUGUCGGGAGCCAGCCCCGGAGUGGGCCAGCAUCAACCUUGGAGUAACCCUCUGCAUUCAGUGCUCCGGCAUCCACAGGAGCCUUGGUGUCCAUUUCUCCAAAGUCCGGUCUCUGACCCUUGAUUCGUGGGAGCCAGAACUGGUGAAGCUGAUGUGUGAGCUGGGAAACGUGGUCAUCAACCAGAUCUAUGAGGCCCGCGUGGAUACCAUGGCAGUAAAGAAGCCGGGACCCACCUGCUCCCGGCAGGAGAAGGAGGCCUGGAUUCAUGCCAAGUAUGUAGAAAAGAAGUUCCUCACCAAGCUUCCAGAAGUACGUGGACGAAGAGGUGGCCGGGUCCCCCCACGGGGGCACCCUCCUCUGCCCCCAAAACCUUCUAUCAAACCCCGGGCAGGGAGCUUCAGUCGCAAGCCAGAGCCCCCUUCUGAAGACCUGGGCAGCCUGCACUCUGGAGCACUGCUGUUUCGAGCUGCUGGACAUCCUCCAUCCCUUCCCACCAUGGCCGAUGCCCUUGCCCAUGGAGCAGAUGUCAACUGGGUCAAUGGGAGUCAAGACAAUGCCACACCACUAAUCCAGGCCACAACUGCUAAUUCUCUGCUUGCCUGUGAAUUUCUCCUCCAGAAUGGAGCGAAUGUGAACCAAGCUGACAGCUUGGGCCGGGGGCCGCUCCAUCAUGCAACCAUUCUUGGCCACACAGGGCUCGCCUGCUUGUUCCUGAAACGGGGUGCAGAUCUAGGGGCUCUGGACUCUGAAGGCAGGGACCCUCUGACCAUCGCCAUGGAAACUGCCAAUGCUGAUAUAGUCACUCUGCUACGAUUGGCAAAGAUGAGGGAGGCCGAAGCAGCUCAGGGUCAAGCAGGAGAUGAGACAUAUCUGGACAUCUUCCGUGACUUCUCCCUCAUGGCAUCAGACGACCCGGAGAAGCUGAGCCGUCGCAGCCACGACUUGCACACGCUUUGAUAUCAGGCGUUCUGGCUAGACCAGGGCGGGCUCUCCCCUCCCCACCCCUGGCUCCAUCCCCAUUAAAGCCUCGGCCUUUG
Messenger RNA from Elephantulus edwardii (Cape elephant shrew), 2303 nucleotides. It is a transcript of the gene ACAP1, whose product is annotated as ArfGAP with coiled-coil, ankyrin repeat and PH domains 1. Lineage: Eukaryota; Metazoa; Chordata; Mammalia; Macroscelidea; Macroscelididae. Gene Ontology annotation, cellular component: cytoplasm. Bases 1 to 2223 code for a protein of 740 amino acids. The transcript is spliced from 22 exons. Gene Ontology annotation, molecular function: GTPase activator activity; protein binding. The record is from RefSeq and is a predicted model, not a curated record.